This is a messenger RNA of Paraphaeosphaeria sporulosa, 1146 nucleotides long. RefSeq lists its product as uncharacterized. Bases 1 to 1146 code for a protein of 381 amino acids. The record is from RefSeq and is a predicted model, not a curated record. Lineage: Eukaryota; Fungi; Ascomycota; Dothideomycetes; Pleosporales; Didymosphaeriaceae. The transcript has a single exon.
AUGUCUCCUCCCACCCGACGAGGCUUCUCUAACCGUGCAUCCUCGAGCAGGUCACGCGGCCCCGCACCCAAGAUUGUCGUGAAGAAGGAGCCCUCGUCGCCCGACAUGCCCAACUCGCGCCACCGCCCCAGCCGCCUCAAUCUCGCCAGCUCGCACGUUGUCCACGCCUCGGGCGCCCUCACCGCACGCCCCGCCGGUCUGUCGACGGGCGUCGACAUUGGCAUCGCCUGCCUGUCCCCGGGCUUCCACACCAACGACCCCUCGAUGCGUGAGCAGUUGCAAAGAAGCAUGGAUGUAAGAGAAAGGCAGAGGCAGAUUAUAGAAGCGCGCCAGAAGGGCGGUGCCAAGGGUGGACCCCCCGAUGAUGACUCCCGCCAGCAGGACAUGAGCCCGUUUGGACGACCGUUGAAGACGCCCAAGCGGAAGGGUCCCCCACCGGGCCUUACCAUUGCCCCUCCUUCGCACUCCCAGUUUGCAAACGAGCGGGUCAUCCAGUCUGCACCCAUCAACCAGUCAUUCACUGGACUCCGCAACAACAUGCCGCCAUCCCGUCAGCUUGCCAACGGCCCCUCGAACCUCUCGCAAACCUCGCACAUCCACCACGUCCCAGCACAGCAGACCAGCAACAGACUGCCACCCAUUGCAGACGUUUUCCCGGAGCCGCUUGGAACGGGCCGUGGCAUGUACACAAAUAGCCCCGGAACCUCGUCCCACUCAAACCAGCAGCCCCCUCUUCCAUCCCCAGGAUUCCCGCCGCCACACCACCAGCAGCCGCCACUGACCUCCCGCCCGCGAGAGUACAAGUCCGCUGAGGAAGCUGUACAGACCCUUUCUGGCGGUCGUGAGGACCUGUUGCCUCGCAUUGUUCAUUACGGUGGCCACCAGCCCCCAACGCCACCCUCGCCCAUGCCCGGCAAGAACUCUUCCCAGGCCUACCCACCAAACGCCGAUCUGCACCGCAGCGGCAGCGGCAGGAGACGAGGCCGAGACGAGUAUGAGCGUGACAUGGGAACUCCCCCCCUGGGCCGACAACAUGCACGCCCUGGGCCUUUUGGUGAACCCCGCGACUCCCCGGAGACUCAGCACAGGAAGAAGGAAGAAUUCAUCUCGCUCUGCGCGAGGGCUUGGGACCUGUUCCAUUCUUGA